UGGUCUCUAUUUCCGUAUGGGCGGCCGCGCGGCGCUGUCGUGAGUGUUCGGGCUGCCGGCUGUGAGGAUGUCAAAUGAGAAGAUCCCCUACUCAAGUCCUACUCAGGAACAAGAUUGUUUACAAAGUCAACAUGUCAGUAAUAAUGAAGAAAUGUCAGUUAAUCAAGAAAUUGGUGUUGGUGAUGUGGAUGUGGUGGAGGAAUGGCUCCGUUAUUUCCCUGACGAUGGGCCAUCCACCUCUGCAGAGUGGUAUGUGUCAGAAGCUCCAAAGAGGGGACAGGCCAUGCUACACAUCGACAGACGUCAGAUCCAAGCAGUGGAGCCCAGCGUGCAGGCCCCUGAACUGCAGGGUUUGGGUGUGGAUGUCUAUGACCAGGAAGUGCUAGAGCACUGUGUGCUUCAGCAAGUGGACAGUGCAAUCCAUGAGGCGAACCGUGUGGCCCAACUCGCCGAUGCAGAGAAGGAGUAUCGGUCAGUCCUGGAUGACCUCAUGUCGUGUACAACAUCCCUAAGGCAAAUCAGUAAAAUUAUUGAUCAACUUAGUCCUCAAGCUGCCACCAACAGAGACAUCAACAGGAAACUAGAUUCUGUAAAACGACAGAAAUAUAAUAAGGAACAACAACUAAAAAAGAUUGCUGCAAAACAAAAACGUCUCCAGGCCAUCCUCGGAGGAGCAGAGGUAAAAAUUGAAUUAGAUCGUGCCAGUCUGGAGGAGGAAGAGGAUGCAGAACCGGGGCCGUCCUGUCUUGGCAGCAUGCUCAUGCCUGUCCAGGAGACUGCCUGGGAAGAGCUCAUCCGCACUGGCCAGAUGACGCCUUUUGGUACCCAGAUCCCUCAGAAGCAGGAGAAAAAACCUAGAAAAAUAAUGCUCAAUGAAGCAUCAGGCUUUGAAAAGUAUUUGGCAGAUCAAGCAAAACUGUCUUUUGAGAGGAAGAAACAAGCUUGUCAUAAACGAGCAGCUAGAAAAACUCCAACCUCGGUUACCCCUCAGUCGAAACCAACACAAAAUGAAAACAAACCAAACAAGAAAACCCAAGUUCUUUCAAAAACAGAUAAGCGCUUGAAAAAGCACAUCAAGAAACUCCAGAAGAGGGCUCUGCAGUGCCAGGGGAAAAUGAGAUUGCCAAAGCCAAAAAAACUGUGGGAGUCAGAUGUGACACCCAAGGCAGAAGGAGACUCUGAGUCUGAGUACUUCCCCACGGAGGAGGAGGAGGAGCAGGAAGAGGAGGACGAGGCAGACUGGGCAGGGGCAGACCUGUCCAGAGACGACGCUGACUAUGAACUGAGGCCUGUGGUCAAGAAAAGGAAACAGCAGAAGAAAGUGUCAGUGCAGGAGAUUGAUGAUGACUUUUUCCCAAGUUCUGGGGAAGAAUCUGAGGCCACAGUGGGAGAAGGAGGAGGUCGGAAAGUAGCGAGGUGUCGAGAUGAUGGAGAUGAAGAUUAUUAUAAGCAGCGGUUAAGGCGGUGGAAUAAAUUGAGACUGCGAGACAAGGAGAAGCAUCUGAAAUUGGGAGAGGAUUCUGAGGAAAGUGAUGCUGAAUUUGAUGAAGGUUUUAAAGUGCCAGGUUUCCUGUUCAAAAAGCUUUUUAAGUACCAGCAGACAGGUGUUAGGUGGCUGUGGGAAUUGCACUGCCAGCAGGCAGGAGGAAUUCUGGGAGACGAAAUGGGAUUGGGCAAGACCAUCCAGAUAAUUGCCUUCUUGGCAGGUCUGAGCUACAGCAAGAUCAGGACUCGUGGUUCAAAUUACAGGUACGAGGGGUUGGGUCCAACUAUAAUUGUCUGUCCAACGACAGUGAUGCACCAGUGGGUGAAAGAAUUUCACACGUGGUGGCCCCCGUUCAGAGUGGCAAUCCUGCAUGAAACCGGUUCCUAUACUCACAAAAAGGAGAAACUAAUUCGAGAUAUUGCUCACUGUCACGGGAUUUUGAUCACUUCUUACUCCUACAUUCGACUGAUGCAGGAUGACAUUAGUAGGUAUGACUGGCACUAUGUGAUCUUGGAUGAAGGACACAAAAUUCGAAAUCCAAAUGCUGCUGUUACCCUUGCUUGCAAACAGUUCCGCACUCCUCAUCGGAUCAUCUUGUCUGGCUCACCCAUGCAAAAUAACCUCCGUGAGCUCUGGUCGCUUUUUGACUUUGUCUUCCCUGGAAAGUUAGGCACGUUGCCCGUGUUUAUGGAGCAGUUCUCUGUCCCCAUCACCAUGGGGGGGUAUGCAAAUGCUUCCCCAGUACAGGUUAAAACUGCUUAUAAGUGUGCAUGUGUCUUACGAGAUACCAUAAAUCCUUACCUACUGCGGAGAAUGAAGUCAGAUGUCAAGAUGAGCCUGUCCUUGCCGGAUAAAAAUGAACAGGUCUUAUUUUGCCGUCUUACGGAUGAGCAGCAUAAAAUCUACCAAAAUUUCGUUGAUUCCAAAGAAGUGUACGGGAUUCUCAAUGGAGAGAUGCAGAUUUUCCCUGGACUUAUAGCCCUAAGAAAAAUUUGCAACCACCCUGAUCUCUUUUCUGGAGGUACCAAGAAUCUCAAGGGUCUUCCAGAAGAUGAACUAGAAGAAGAUCAGUUUGGAUACUGGAAACGUUCUGGAAAGAUGAUUGUUGUUGAAUCUUUGUUGAAAAUAUGGCACAAGCAGGGUCAACGAGUGUUGCUGUUUUCUCAGUCAAGACAAAUGCUGGACAUACUUGAAGUAUUUCUUAGAGCCCAAAAGUAUACCUACCUCAAGAUGGAUGGUACCACUACAAUAGCUUCAAGACAACCACUGAUUACAAGAUACAAUGAGGACACUUCCAUAUUUGUGUUUCUUCUGACCACUCGGGUGGGUGGCCUCGGCGUCAACCUGACUGGGGCAAACAGAGUCAUCAUCUAUGACCCCGAUUGGAACCCAAGCACUGACACACAGGCCCGGGAGCGAGCGUGGCGAAUAGGCCAGAAGAAGCAGGUGACUGUAUACAGGCUGCUGACUGCUGGCACCAUUGAAGAAAAGAUCUACCACCGACAAAUCUUCAAGCAGUUUUUGACAAACAGAGUGCUGAAAGAUCCAAAACAGAGACGGUUUUUCAAGUCCAAUGAUCUUUAUGAGCUAUUUUCUCUGACUAGUCCGGAUACAUCCCAGAGCACUGAAACAAGUGCUAUUUUUGCAGGAACUGGUUCAGAUGUUCAGACACCCAAACGGCAUUUAAAAAGAAGAAAUCAACCAGCCUUUGGAACAGACUGUGAUGUUCCAAAAUGCGAAAAGUUCCCUCAUUCGCACACAUCUGCAAAUGAUGCUCCAUCAUCUGAAGAGAAACCUAAGAGCGUAGAAGCCGAAGUAAAUGCAGUGACUUCUAAUCAAGGAGAUCUUUUAAAAGAUGACCCUCACGUGAGCAGCAGUGUAACUAGCAGCAGUAGGCUUGGAGAAGAGGCAAACACAGUGUCUAGACCAGAGGAGUCAUCAGCGACUAGUGGAAAUGGGGAAUGUUCAGAUUCUUUAAGGAUCGGUGACAUAUCCAGGCCAUCUGGUGAAAAAAGCCUUGAUGAACAGCAGGAUCUUUCUACUAAAAGAGGAAGUAGCCAGGUUCACACAGAGCCUCUUUGUGAGAAUGAACAAAUGGAAAAUAGUUUUUAUAAGCAUAAGUCAAAAACAAAACAUCAGGGCAUGGCAGAAGAAGGGACUCUGGAGAAACAUGUGGGACAGAAGCAAAAGCCUAAGAACUCUAAGCAUCGCCGAGACGCCAGGUUUGAAGGAACUCGAAUUCCACACCUGGUGAAGAAAAGGCGGUACCAGAAGCAAGAAAAUGACAAGAGUGAGGCCAAGGAACAAAGCAACGAUGAUUAUGUUUUGGAAAAGCUUUUCAAAAAAUCAGUUGGUGUGCACAGUGUCAUGAAGCACGAUGCCAUCAUGGAUGGAGCUAGCCCAGACUACGUGCUGGUGGAAGCAGAAGCCAACCGGGUGGCCCAGGAUGCCUUGAAAGCACUGAGGCUCUCUCGUCAGCAGUGUCUGGGAGCCGUGUCUGGUGUCCCCACCUGGACUGGCCACAGGGGAAGUUCUGGCGCACCAGCAGGAAUAAAGAGUAGAUUUGGUCAGAAAAGGAAUUCUAACUUUUCUGUGCAGCGUUCUUCUUCGACAUCUCCAACGGAGAAGUACCAGAAUGGCACAAUGAAAAAGGAAGGAAAAGAUAAUGUCCUUGAGCAUUUUAGUGGAAGAACAGAAGAUGCAGAGUCUUCAUCUGGGGCUCUCACCUCAUCAUCACUCUUGGCUAGAAUGAGAGCUAGAAACCACCUGAUUCUGCCAGAGCGGUUAGAGAGUGAAGGUGGACACCUUCCAGAGGCUUCUGCCCCACUGCCCACCACAGAACAUGAUGACCUUCUGGUGGAAAUUAGAAACUUCAUCGCUUUUCAGGCCCACGUUGAUGGCCAGGCCAGCACUCGGGAGAUACUUCAGGAGUUCGAAUCCAAGCUGUCUGCAUCUCAGUCUUGUGUCUUCCGAGAACUGUUGAGAAAUCUAUGCACUUUUCAUAGAACUUCUGGUGGUGAAGGAAUCUGGAAACUCAAGCCAGAAUACUGCUGAACGUGUUGCUUCCUAAACUUUCAGUUCACUUUUUCUAAUGGAAAUUUCUGAUUAUUAAUCUGAUUAAUAAUCAUGUGUUUGUUGACUGAAUUUGGCUGCACUUGAUACUUUACAUGAUAACUACCUCAAAAUUAAAACUUUAAGGAAGAAGAAA
Messenger RNA from Otolemur garnettii (small-eared galago), 4694 nucleotides. It is a transcript of the gene ERCC6, whose product is annotated as ERCC excision repair 6, chromatin remodeling factor. Bases 68 to 4540 code for a protein of 1490 amino acids. The record is from RefSeq and is a predicted model, not a curated record. Gene Ontology annotation, biological process: transcription-coupled nucleotide-excision repair. Gene Ontology annotation, molecular function: ATP-dependent chromatin remodeler activity; ATP binding. Gene Ontology annotation, cellular component: nucleus. NCBI's taxonomy places the organism in Eukaryota, Metazoa, Chordata, Mammalia, Primates, Galagidae. The transcript is spliced from 21 exons.